CUCAGGCUCCGCCGCCGCCCGUAUCGCCCGGUCGUCACCAACCCUCGGCCCCACCCCGGGCUCCGGCCGGCCAGCCGGCGGGCACGCCCUCCUCCGCGGACAGGGCUGUCUACAGAGAGAGAUCCUCACAUGGUUUCAUGUAGGUGAGCCUCGGACGAGUCAGCCCUGCCUGUCACCAGCUCCCGCUGUGAUGCUCUAAGUCACAGUCAGUCUGAACACUUGCUGUCUAUGGACCUGCUCUGACUCUUAGAGCCUGCUUAUGGGGGAAGCAUUUCAUCUUCUCUAGACAAGGAGAGUGGCCAUCUGUCUGAUCGCUGCAUCCGGCCGGCCCCUCUCGACCUCCCAGAGCCGCUUUGUUCUGAGGUGACACCAUCUGGGCCCCAUCUGUCCUUCCUCACGGCGCCCUCGGCACCUUGAGCCACUACCCCCAGCCGCAUUUUGGGAGAAAGAUGGAGUCGAAGGUCUCAGAAGGCGGCCUGAACGUGACCCUGACAAUCCGUCUGCUGAUGCAUGGGAAGGAAGUUGGAAGCAUCAUCGGGAAGAAAGGAGAGACAGUGAAAAAGAUGCGUGAAGAGAGUGGCGCGAGGAUCAACAUCUCUGAGGGGAACUGCCCGGAAAGAAUUGUGACCAUCACAGGCCCCACCGACGCCAUCUUCAAGGCCUUUGCCAUGAUCGCCUACAAGUUUGAGGAGGAUAUCAUUAACUCUAUGAGCAACAGCCCUGCCACCAGCAAGCCCCCGGUGACGCUGAGGCUGGUGGUCCCCGCCAGCCAGUGUGGGUCCCUGAUCGGCAAAGGCGGCUCCAAGAUCAAGGAGAUCAGGGAGUCCACAGGUGCCCAGGUCCAGGUGGCCGGGGACAUGCUGCCCAACUCCACGGAGCGGGCAGUGACCAUCUCGGGGACCCCCGACGCCAUCAUCCAGUGCGUCAAGCAGAUCUGUGUGGUCAUGCUGGAGUCCCCACCGAAAGGUGCCACCAUUCCCUACCGCCCAAAGCCCGCCUCCACCCCUGUCAUUUUUGCAGGUGGUCAGGUAAGAGCCGACCCGCUCGCGGCCUCCACUGCCAACCUCAGCCUUUUACUGCAGCCCCCGCCGCUGCCCGCCUACACGAUCCAGGGACAGUACGCCAUCCCCCACCCAGAUCAGUUGACCAAGCUCCACCAGCUGGCCAUGCAGCAAACCCCCUUUCCUCCCCUCGGACAGACCAACCCCGCUUUCCCCGGAGAAAAGCUGCCUUUACACUCCUCCGAAGAAGCUCAAAAUCUGAUGGGCCAGUCGUCAGGUCUGGACGUCAGCCCCCCGGCCAGUACUCACGAGCUCACCAUUCCCAACGAUCUAAUAGGCUGCAUAAUUGGACGCCAAGGGACCAAAAUCAAUGAAAUUCGACAGAUGUCUGGAGCUCAGAUCAAAAUCGCCAAUGCCACAGAAGGGUCAUCGGAGCGCCAGAUCACCAUCACGGGGACCCCAGCCAACAUCAGCCUUGCCCAGUACCUCAUCAACGCCAGGCUGACGUCUGAGGUCACUGGGAUGGGCGCACUCUAAUCCUGCCCUUCGGCCUCCGCUCCGUGAACCUGACCUCCACCCGGCUCGCACACUCUGUACAGACCGCCCACCUGCCCUGCGUCGCAAAUAUAAAUAGAGGUUUUCUUUACUAACGAAAGUUAUAUGCCGUAGACAUACACGCCAACAGAGCAAAUCUAUAUUCUCUCUGUGUCAGCUCCAGGCUCUGUCCCCGAUACCUCUCUGGGAAUUAAUUUAUGCUCGUCUGUUCAUGCAUUGGCAUGCAGUGUUAAUUAUUUUAAAUGCUUUGGGGGCAUUCCCAUCUGUGACAUUUUAGAAAUACUGUCCCUUAGUGUCAGUGUACCUGUUAAAGAAUUGGUUUGACAUUCCGACAGCACUUCCCACAAGCCGUCUCUCCCAGAACCGUGGUUGCUUUGAGCGGGUUCGCUCCCGCCCAGCUGUCCCCCCCACCCCAUGCUGACUCUGCUCCCCAAAGCCUGUGCUCGCUCCCACGUGCCCACUGGGCCUGCGCUGGGGGCAGGGGCGCGCUCCCUCUGUUGGCGGGGAAGGAGAACGGAGGACAAGGUCCUAACCCACUGUGCAGGUGAGGCCGUGGGUGCUGGAAUCUUGACCUCACUGAGUCGUUGCGUCACGUGCUGGGGACGCACGCGUGGGCCCCCAGGCGUCUUCCCGGGGUGGCUGGCCAGGAAGCGCCUCUGCACCAUGGCAGAGUUCAAUAAA
Molecule: messenger RNA, 2237 nt
Organism: Prionailurus viverrinus (fishing cat)
Lineage: Eukaryota; Metazoa; Chordata; Mammalia; Carnivora; Felidae
Gene: PCBP3
Product: poly(rC) binding protein 3
Exons: 17
Coding region: 450-1538 (362 amino acids)
Biological process (GO): regulation of RNA metabolic process; regulation of gene expression
Cellular component (GO): nucleus; cytoplasm
Molecular function (GO): mRNA binding
Source: RefSeq, a predicted model, not a curated record